Colius striatus (speckled mousebird) is the source of this 1257-nucleotide messenger RNA. RefSeq names its product chromatin accessibility complex subunit 1 (gene CHRAC1). Gene Ontology annotation, cellular component: nucleus; CHRAC. NCBI's taxonomy places the organism in Eukaryota, Metazoa, Chordata, Aves, Coliiformes, Coliidae. Gene Ontology annotation, molecular function: protein heterodimerization activity. The record is from RefSeq and is a predicted model, not a curated record. The transcript has 3 exons. The coding region runs from base 12 to 422 and encodes 136 amino acids.
AGGGGGGAAAGAUGGCGGCGCGGCUGAGCGGCGGCGAGAACCGUCUGGUGUCGCUGCCCCUGUCGCGGAUCCGCGUGAUCAUGAAGAGUUCGCCGGAGGUCUCCAGCAUCAACCAGGACGCGCUGUUCCUCACCGCUAAAGCCACGGAGCUCUUUGUUCAGUAUUUGGCCACAUACUCCUACAAACAUGGCAGAGGCAAGGAGAAGAAUGCUCUAACUUACAGUGACCUGUCUCAUACUGCAGAAGAGUGUGAGACCUUUCAGUUCCUUGCAGAUAUCUUGCCAAAGAAGAUCCUAGCUAGCAAAUACCUAAAAAUGCUUGAAAAAGAGAAGCGAGAUGGAGAAGUGGGGGAAGAUGAUGGAGAGAAUGAGGAGGAGGAGGAUGAAGACGAAGCUGUUGUUGAUGGAGAUGUUGGAUCUUAAGGCCAACGGAAAAGUGCUUGAUAGCUGACCUGCUUUGUGAUGUAUAAAGGAUGUUAUUUUUGUGACUGAGAAUCCAGAUGCUGGAUAUAUUUAUAUACUGAGCCAUCUGCUUUUGCUUUGGUUUAAGAAGUUUAGAAAUGGAACUUGUUGGAGAAUGAAACUCCUCCCUCGGAAACGUGGCGGGGUGAGAAGAGCUGAUGUAAAUCUGACAGUAGAAAACUUGCUCAGGUCAUUUAAAAUGCCUUCUUGAGACAAUCAUGAUCCAAAUUAAAUGGGCAGCUUUUGGUCCUAAAGCUCUUUUGGGGUCUGACUAGACAGGAGUCCUUUCCCAGUUGGUGUUCCUCCUCAGAGAAGAUGAGGGGAGGUGUUGUACACAGAGUCUACUGUCCUCGAGGCCAGUAACCGAUCAGAUCCUCCCACAGCUUUCCGGGUCAGGUCAGCGGUGGACUGAGCCCAUGAAAAAACCUCUUCUGUCAGCUGAGGCUGCACAGAAACAGGUUAGAGGAGGAAAUGCAUUCCAAGAGCUAACGGGGUUCAGCAGCUGUGGAGGCAGAAAACACAUCUCUUAAGCAGUGAUGUAAAUACAUACAUCUAAGGACUCGUUUCUCUACUGAACUCUACUUAGGUUUGUCCACGGUGUUCUACCCAAAUGCACGUUGAAGUCUGUUUGGUGUGGACUGUUGAGGAUGAGCAGCCCUUCUGGAGUGACAGAGCUGGAUUUUUCACUGGGUUUAGUUUUGGGGUGGGUUUGGGUUUUUUAAUGCUAGAAAUGGUAACUAACCGUCCUCUGUACAACUUCAUAUGCGACUUUUAAAAUAAACCUUUUGUAUGAAAA